CAUACUCUUACUUGAGGUUCUCUAGGAGUGACGAGCGCUCGAGGACGCAGGAACAGCUGCAUAUGACAGCUGUCGCGAACGGCAGGAUCGUGCUCGACGGCGAGACUGCGAGAGGUGCGUUUUAUUCACGAGAUUCACAAUAUUUAACAUGUGACAUAUAUUACAAACUUCUCUCUAGGCAUCAAAGUCAAUGUUUUAAGCGGAUGCUUCUUUGAAGAAACAUCUUUUCUGUCACACAAUGUUCUCCGCCAUUAAAAGACUAGCCGGAAAAUCUGAUGGCGCCGGCAAUGUAUCUCCCAGACCGGCGCAUCAAUCCAUGCCGACGAAUUUGCAGAGAAAGUUUGCGAAAGGCGUGCAGUAUAACAUGAAAAUAAUAAUAAAGGGAGACAGGAAUGUAGGAAAGACAUGUUUAUUCUAUAGACUGAAGGGGCAAAAGUUUAUUGAAGAAUAUAUACCUACCGAAGAGAUACAGGUGGCUAGCAUACAAUGGAAUUACAAGGCUACCGACGACGUGGUCAAGGUGGAGGUAUGGGAUGUCGUAGAUCGCGGCAGACGCCGCAGAAAGUUGGAGGGCCUGAAGAUGGACAACGCUCCGACUAGCGCGGAGAACGUUAUCGAGGAGCCCGCGUUGGACGCUGAAUUCCUCGACGUUUACAAGGGCACCAACGGUGUCAUUAUCGUGAUGGACAUCACGAAGAGCUGGACGUUCGACUACGUCCAGCGGGAACUGCCGAAGAUACCUAGCCACAUACCCGUUAUCGUUCUCGGGAACCACUGCGACAUGUCGCAUCACAGAACCGUUACCGCCGAUCACGUGACGUAUUUUAUAGACUCGCUGCACGAGAGGACCGCGCAAGUAAUUCAACUAGUAAGAUACGCAGAGUCCUCGAUGCGAAAUGGCUUCGGUUUGAAGCUGCUGCACAAAUUCUUCAACCUGCCGUUUCUGCAGCUGCAGCGUGAGACGCUGCUGAAGCAGCUCCACACCAACGAGGAGGAGACGCAUUUAACCAUCCAGGAGCUCGAUCUCUUCCAGGAUAGUGAUGACGCGGACUACAAUAAAUUUCUAGACAAUCUCGUGAAUCGGAGAAGGGCUCUCGCCGACUCGGUUUCUGCCAGUAAUCUAGUCUCAAACGUUCCGCCGUCUAUGAGUAACUAUCACCAUACGUCGCCCAACGCGAAUGCCGCGGGGGAGGUCAGAAGGUCGGCCUCAAUGCCCGGUCCAAUUGGCGGCGGAACUCCGAUACCGGUGAAAAAUUUGGAACUCAAGUCGUUACCGAGAAAGGAACACUCGACGAGCAGCGCGUUGGACAAUUCCACUUGCAGGACCGCGCAAAUCGUGACGUCGCCUCCCGUGUCUCAAAAUCUCUCAAAAAUGGAGCCGGGUAGGUCGGUGGAGUCUGCAAGUGACAACGAGAGGAAAGACUCGCUUAACCGACCGCAGUCGCUCAUGUCCAAGAUCUUUGGCCAUAAGAAGGAGGAUGAGACGGACGGGAAGCUGCCGAAUAUGAAAAAUCUCAGUCUCGGCGCACCGUUGACCAGCGUCGAGGACUUCGUGCCGGACGACGAGAUGCUGGAUAGAUCGUUUUUGGAAGACAAUAGCCAGUUUUCGCCGCAGAAGAUGCAGCAGGAAGACGUAGAUUCCGAGAGUGACACGGAGACUGCGAAUCCCUUAGUAGCCGGUUACGAGGACGACUUAUCGUCCAUCGAGGAAGUAGCUUCUCCCGUCCAGCCGAAAUUGUCGGAAAAUCCGCUGUCGAAGCAGAAGCACAAACUGGAACAGCCGUUAGGUCCGGAGAUAAAUAUAGAGAAGCCAAGGCAGACCACGAAACGCGACUCGGUAUCCUCUAUAGAGCAGGAACUGCGUAUUUCCAGCGACUACGAGCCAAACGAACAACCCGAUAUAAAUUCGGAUGCAUUUAGCUGGCUGCGACGUGAUUCCAAGUGGCGGCAAAGUCCCGAGGGGGGCGAGGACGUUAGCAGCACCAGCACGAGGAAGGACAGGCUGGAACUGAGCGACAAGAGCUUGGACGUCAGUGUGACGAGCUCCAAUGUUAAUCUGGAAUUGCUCGAUGACACCAGUAUGCGCCAUAUAAGCUCCAAUGCCAGCAGUCCGGUGAUGAAGGAGAAGAAGAAGCACAAAGAGAAGGGAGAUGAGAAGGAGAAGAGAAAAAAGAAGAAAUCAAAGGACAAGGAUAAAGACAGGGAGAAAACGGAAAAGACUGAAAAGAAGAAGAAACGCUCAUCGCAUCGAUCGAAGGACGAGAAUAAAGGCCGAGACGAACUCGAGGAGUUUCUCAACAGUUCGGUCACGAGAAUUGGCGUCGAUGUGGCCUACGAGGCGAUCUAGCAUUCGGCAGACAUCACUGCUGAUGUAUCUUAAGAGCCACGCAUCUUCCAAGACUUCGCUCGUGUAAGAUCCCCUUUCCCGUUAAUGUAUCCUACAUCCUUCAAAAAGGGAAGAGAAAAAUGAGUAUUACUGUUGGCAAAAAAAAAGAAUAACGCGUUUCAUAUUGCACUAUUAAUCGGUAAAAAAAAUGUACUCAUUUUGCAUUAGAUAACUCCUGUGCGCUCUUGGACCACUUUUAGGUCGUUGAGCAUUUCAACCAGCUCGUUUCAGUGGCCGCGGCGACGAAGAUCGUAAUUUUACGAAAGAUGAGUUUUAACAAACUGUGUUUAUACAUAUAUUGCAUUUCCGAUCUUGAAUUUUUGACAAUUUUUAACGGGUAUUUUAUAUUUCGUGGAAAUCGCAACUCUAAGCGUUCGUUGUGUGAAUGGGAGUAAUACGUGAAUAUUUUUUAGUGGUAUGAUAUGUGAUGUGAUCAUUAUACGUGACGUAUUGUGGCGGUAUACUUAUCAAAAUUAUUUAUUGUACUCUAAUUUUUUCGAUAUCCCUUCGUACGUAUUAAGACUUAUUUAUCGUUAACAUUGUUUAUAAAUUUUCUUUAUUUCUGGCACAACAUACACUAUUCUUGUUGAAUAUUUAAAAUUCCUUUAAAAACAGUUAUUUACAUAAGAGAGAGAGAGAGAGAGAAAGAAAGAAAGAAAGAAAGAAAGAAAGUGUUACGUUAUUGUUGUAUUUUUCAUAACAUUUAGCAUCGUAUAGCAUUGUGCGAUCAUUACAGCUUCAUGUUAAUAAAUGUAUAUAAACGAAACCACAUUCUACGUAAUAAUUAGAAAAGUAUAUAAAUAA
Molecule: messenger RNA, 3190 nt
Organism: Ooceraea biroi (clonal raider ant)
Lineage: Eukaryota; Metazoa; Arthropoda; Insecta; Hymenoptera; Formicidae
Product: rab-like protein 6
Cellular component (GO): cytosol; nucleus
Molecular function (GO): GTPase activity; GTP binding
Source: RefSeq, a predicted model, not a curated record